Molecule: messenger RNA, 2304 nt
Organism: Hydractinia symbiolongicarpus
Lineage: Eukaryota; Metazoa; Cnidaria; Hydrozoa; Anthoathecata; Hydractiniidae
Exons: 11
Coding region: 802-2040 (412 amino acids)
Biological process (GO): regulation of DNA-templated transcription
Molecular function (GO): DNA binding; DNA-binding transcription factor activity
Source: RefSeq, a predicted model, not a curated record
CAUGCGUGACACCCACGAUCCACGAUCUUUGUGCUCAAAGGUGAAAUAAUGCCAUCGUGGGAAACGGGAUCUAUCGUGUCACGAUGCAUCAUCAGUUUAACGAUCAUAUAAAAAAUAAAAUCGUGUUCGUCACGAUGCAAUUGUUUCACUGAAAUGCUAUAUAAUUUUUAUUGCUUUAAUAACAAUUUAAAUCAAAAGCAAUUAAAAAAGAUCACCAUAUUCUCUUGUUAGCCAGUUUACAUUUGCUGAAGUUUAACGACCUCUUCACAUCUUAAAAAUCUCAAUCAAAAUAUAUGUCCGCGAUAGGUUUUAUUCUUGACUAGUUUUUUCUAUAUGUGUGAUUUUUAGCCAACCGUGAUUUCUUGUUAGGCUGGAAUUAAAAAUUUGUUUGCCGUCGCCGAGGUGAAGGUUUCAACACUAACCCGGUCGGUCGGUUGGUCGGUCGUGAUUUUAUUUUAUCUACAAUAUAUUUUUCUUAUAUUUUAAGUGAAUGUACUAAAUAAGAGGAACCAAAAACACAAAGCUUAUGAAGCCUGCGAUCAAAAAGUGGUCGGUGUUAUUAGGAAGAAUGUGAGGUAUAGAGAACAUUAAAGUCGGCCCCUUUCCUUCAUGCUGACACUCUUAUGCUCGGCUGGUGCAUUACACUGAGACUCGAGCGAAAGACGGAAGACCAUUUGAAACCAUGCCACAAGUCAGUCCGACCUUCAUCGUCACAGAGAAUACUGCGAGAAGAGUGUGCACCCAUGCAAGUUAAAUAUAACCAGAACAUGGGAGAGAAGAAAAGUUGGAAUUUUAUCAAAAAUGAGUGAACCAUAUGUCAAGAUUCCAAAUCUCAAAGAUCAUUUUAAGUAUCGAUAUCCUACAGAAGAUUCUCAUGGAUAUCUGAAGGAUCAAAAUAACAACAUUCUUGAAUUUGAGCUAUACAAUGCUGAAGAAGGAAAAGUAAUGGUGUCCUUGGUGGAUGUAUCGGAUAAAAAACUUUUCCCACACUAUCUUGUUGUUGAUGGAAAUGGAGAGAAGGUUAAAAAGGAUAUACAUUGUAUAAAUCUAAAGAAGGGUGAACCAAAAAAGGUAAAAGCUGCCAUAGAAGUGCAACCAAUUGAGGGUAUGGUUGAACGAGCAGAGCAUUGUAUAGUUCUAUCACAGAAAUUCAAAUUGGAAACCCAUAUGUCUGAGUCAACAUAUGCAAAUUUAAAUGAAGUCAAAUUUGACGAUAGUGAAGGUGGAACAAAAGCACUAAAAGAAAUAACACCUGAAUCUGAAUGGGGGUCAUUGUUAAAAAAAAAGAAAAGAACACGAGGGAAAAAAGGCCGUGCAGAACAAAAAGGACCCAAGUUGACACAGCGUUGUAAGCUGCGAGUACAAUUGUUGAUACCCAAUGAGCAUGGCGGAUACACUGUGUAUCCACCCAGUUUCAGUAACACAAUCUGGAACGAUAAUGCUAAGCCUAAAACUGUGGUCAAAAACACAAUUCCGCAGGCAGAAUCUCCGGCUCCAGACAAGGUGGCUUAUGUUCUUCUUGAACCAGAAAACGAACCAUAUUUAAACACGCGUCGCGCUGAAAGAGAAGAACCACAACCUAUCUCGCAGGAAGAAACCAAACCAGGCGAAUCCAAUGUAGUAUUAAGCUACACUCUUUCAAAUCAACUACCUGUAUAUAAUCAAGAUCUUAUUGCAUUGCCUGCAGAGGGGAAUGCUCCUCUUGACCGUCUUAGAAAUGAACCAACUCUUCUAAAAUCCCUUGGGUGCGAAUUUCUUGAAUAUAAACCCUUCGAGCCAAAAGACCCACCAUUGGAUUUGUUUUCUCUGCUUGAGUUUCCCUUACGCUCAGGUGAUGAGGAAAACCUUGAAAACCUUAAAAAUCCAUCAUUCUUUGAAGAAAAACCUUGGAAUCCUGUUUGGCUUGACAAAAAUCGUAUAGAAUCCUCUGCUUUACGGAAACGAGAUUGUGAAAUCGAGCAGGACUUGCAGCCACGUAGACAGAAAAUAAGAAAGAUUGAUCCUUCCCGCAUGUAUUCAAAAGUAAAAACUUCGAAAUGAAAGCGAUUAAAGCAAAAACUUUUUGGUCAAAGCUGCUUAAGUUUUUGUAUUUUACAGACUCAACUGUAGUUGCCAGCUUUUUGAUGUCACUUCAUUUCAUGUGUUAAUUGGAACGCAUACUGGACCAGAAAAUAGUCCGAAUUAUAGAAUUCCAAGUUUGGUAGCAUCUUUAUAGUUUACAGUUAGCAUCAAUUAGUACAUACCGUAAAUGAUCAAUUAAGCGCCUAAUUUUUUUUGAACUUUUAGGGUGGGCGCUUAUACGGA